Messenger RNA from Colletotrichum tamarilloi, 1431 nucleotides. Its product is annotated as integral membrane protein DUF6. Gene Ontology annotation, cellular component: membrane. The coding region runs from base 1 to 1431 and encodes 476 amino acids. NCBI's taxonomy places the organism in Eukaryota, Fungi, Ascomycota, Sordariomycetes, Glomerellales, Glomerellaceae. The transcript has a single exon. The record is from RefSeq and is a predicted model, not a curated record.
AUGUCCGAACAGAAGCAGAACCAUGAUAACCUAUUCGUUCCUCGAAACACCGAGGCCAAGUUGAGGUCUGAUGGAGAACCAGAACACACUGAUGAAGCCAGUCAGAGGUUAUCAAUAGACAGCAAGAUGUCCUGGCCACACGACCAUGGGAAGGGACUCUCAGCCCUACCAGAUCCAGAUUCGUUCCGCAGAUUCUCCACGAGCCCGUUCCAGAAUGGGAGGAUGUCACCGUUACCAGGGGCAGAGUACCCUCCAACAGUAUUACAGAGUUCUCAAAAGAAUACGAAACUGGCGGCGUUCUGGCAGACCAACAAAGGCGUCGUCUUGGUGGCAUUAUCACAACUAUUCGGUGCUCUGAUGAAUCUCACAGCAAGGCUCCUCGAGCUCGAAGGCGAAGGAAUGCACCCACUCCAGGUGCUCUUCGCCCGGCAAAGCGUCACGAUGGUCUGUUGCUGCCUCUACAUGUACUACAUGAAGACGCCCGACUUCCCCUUUGGAAAGAAGGAAAUCAGAUGGCUCCUCGUUGCCAGAGGCGUGACGGGCUUCUUCGGCAUCUUUGGCAUGUGGUACUCGAUGAUGUAUCUCCCCCUCGCCGAGGCCACCGUCAUAACCUUCCUGGCCCCCAGCGUCGCCGGCUACGUGUGCUAUCUCGCCCUCCGCGAACCGUUUACCAGAAACGAGCAGAUCGGCACCGUCAUCGCCUUCUUCGGCGUCGUCCUCAUCGCCCACCCGACCUCGCUCUUCUCCGGGGACUCGACGUCCACGGCCGCCGCCACCGCGCCGGAAACCCCGGGCCCGAAUAAUGGGACGAUGACUUCGACGCUGCCGGGACUGAACCACCAGGCUACGACGGCGGAGCGGCUAAUGGCCAUCGGGGUUGCGAUAGUGGGUGUGUUCGGCGCCGCCGGAGCAUUCACGACAAUCCGGUGGAUCGGGAAGAGGGCGCACCCGCUCAUCUCGGUGAACUACUUUGCGACGUGGUGCACCAUCGUCUGCACCGUCGUGCUCACCACCGCGCCCAUGCUCGAGAUCGGACAACCCGCCCUGCGAUGGGGUCUACCACAGACGGGACGGCAGUGGCUCUUCCUCGUGCUGCUGGGCGUGUUCGGGUUCGUAAUGCAGUUCCUCCUCACGGCGGGGCUCGGCACGGAUCGGUCGAAUAGGGCGAACGCCAUGGUGUAUACGCACAUGCUCUUCGCGGCAGGGUUCGACCGGUUCAUCUUUGGCAACGUCAUGGGGUGGAUGAGCCUUGCGGGCUGCGGGCUGAUCAUCGGAAGUGCGCUUUGGGUGGUGCUGACGAAGAGAGCACCGGCGCCCAAGAGGGAGGCGGAUGUGGAGGUUGCCAACGUGCGGGAUACGGAGGCUGUGCCGAUGUUGGCUGAUAUGGAUGGUGGAAGGGACGAAGAUUUUGAGCUUCAGAGAGUGAGGUGA